UCACCUCUCAUUCCGGGGAAAAUUUUGCCCCACAAACUCUAGCGCGACGGAUCACAAGAGAGGGCAAAAUUUUCUGGGCGACUCCGGCUGAAGGGAACUGCGGUAUCAUCAUGUCGGACGACACCGGCCGCACUCUACCCAAGUUCGGCGAAUGGGACGUCAACAACCCGGCCUCCGCCGACGGGUUCACGGUUAUCUUCAGCAAAGCCAGGGAUGAGAAGAAAGCCCCCCCGGCCAAAGGCCAAGGCCACAUCAGCAACAGGUCGGCGGACAUGAAGGACUCCAGGGCCGACAAGGUGACCUCCUACAACUCCAGGAACAACGCAUCGAAGAAAUGGUUCUGCUGCGUCUCGCCCAGUCCCACACAAUCCUGAGGAAGCUAAUGAGCUGUGCAAUACAGAACGAAGAGGAAUGCAAUGCUGCAGCUUGGUGUCAUUCUGUGAU
Messenger RNA from Panicum hallii, 444 nucleotides. RefSeq names its product protein NOI4-like. The transcript is spliced from 3 exons. The record is from RefSeq and is a predicted model, not a curated record. Bases 111 to 374 code for a protein of 87 amino acids. NCBI's taxonomy places the organism in Eukaryota, Viridiplantae, Streptophyta, Magnoliopsida, Poales, Poaceae.